This is a messenger RNA of Ornithodoros turicata, 733 nucleotides long. RefSeq names its product P2X purinoceptor 7-like. Bases 122 to 685 code for a protein of 187 amino acids. The transcript is spliced from 3 exons. The record is from RefSeq and is a predicted model, not a curated record. Lineage: Eukaryota; Metazoa; Arthropoda; Arachnida; Ixodida; Argasidae.
AACGUCAUUCGUGACGUAAUAAAAGUCGAAAGCGGCGACCGCUCUUCCGCGCUUCUAUCUGGGUCAGUUCUACCCGGUUUUCUUUCUUUUCGUUUUCCUUGCUUUCUCCCUGUCGUGAACGAUGGAGGAUUUCGAAGUGCCUGCGGAAUAUCGGCACUUGAUGCCACUAUCUGAAUGGGAAAUUCGAACUCUGCAGAGGUGCAAAAUAAUGAACUGUACGCCGUAUGGCGAUACGCCUUACAUGACGCCAGGCGCAAACUUAGCUGGCGUCGUCGGUAACCAUGUGGCAGCCAAGAGAAAGCGACGGGACAGCUCGGAUGAUUGGUGCACAUGUGGAGUGUGCCGAUCAAUGCAAACGCGGCGCGAGGACGUCUGCUGCCGCAACGUGCCAGCAGCUGUCGAAAAGAAGCCGGAGGGCUGUGUCACGACGGCGUCGGAGUUCCAAGCGUCGUGCUUGACCGACGUCGUUAUACGGCUAGCCCUCCAAUCACUUGAAAAUCAGGGUGUGUUCAUGAACACGCCGCUUCACGAGAGGUACCGCUAUGUUGCCUACCGGCAGUGUGCAUCCUGGCUCUGGGGGCACCUUGGCGAAGGGAACCGUCAUGUGCUGCCAUCAUGUGUUGUGUGGGCAAUUCGGGAAAAGUUCCCUUCAACGUACUACACUGGAUUUAGACCUACACUGUAGAGAUAAAAUUGAUGUACCGUAACUAUUUUCAAUACAUACUUUUGUGGA